Messenger RNA from Triticum urartu, 1680 nucleotides. Its product is annotated as cytochrome P450 87A3. Lineage: Eukaryota; Viridiplantae; Streptophyta; Magnoliopsida; Poales; Poaceae. Gene Ontology annotation, biological process: sterol metabolic process; brassinosteroid biosynthetic process; brassinosteroid homeostasis. Gene Ontology annotation, molecular function: oxidoreductase activity, acting on paired donors, with incorporation or reduction of molecular oxygen; iron ion binding; monooxygenase activity. The record is from RefSeq and is a predicted model, not a curated record.
ACUAUCUAGCAUACUGCAAGCAGAGAAGCAAACGGAGGGUAGUGACCGAUGGGCUUCGGCCAUGCCUGGCUCCGUUCUCCAGGGAGCGGCUGCGGUGUUAGCUUCGUUAUUAAUCCUUUGGUUAUUCAGAUGGUACUGCAGUAGCUCAAUCACGGCAAAAGGGAGGCUGCCGCCGGGGUCCAGGGGUCUCCCCGUCCUCGGGGAGACCCUCCAGUUCUUCGCCGGGAGCCCAUCUCUGGAGCUGCACCCGUUCUUCAAGCGACGCCUUGAAAGGUACGGCCCGAUUUUCAGGACGAAUUUGAUCGGCGUAGACCUCAUCGUUUCCCUCGACGCGGAGCUGAACAACCUGGUGUUCCAGCAAGACGAGAGGCUCUUCGAGAACUGGUGGCCGGAGUCGGUGAUGAGGAUCUUCGGCCCCGAGAACCUCAGGCUGGUCCUGCUCCAGGACGUGCAGAGAACGGCUCAGGCGAGCCUGCUCUCGUGGCUUGACCUGCCAAGCGUCGAGCUCAAGGAGGCGACCUCCAGUAUGAUAUUCAGCGUGACAGCCAAGAGACUCAUCAGCUACGACUCCUCAAGUUCAGACGGGAAGCUGUGGAAACAGUUCGACGCGUUCAUUCGGGGGCUCCUAGCGUUUCCACUUUACAUUCCUGGGACAGCCUUCUACCAGUGUAUGCAGGGGCGCAAGGAAGUCAUGAAGAUACUGCGUAAACUUUUCGAUGAAAGGAAAAAGGCACCUUCUCGACUGGAAAAAGUUGAUUUUAUUGAUCUCUUGAUCGACACUAUCAAGGAGGACAAGCUUGCAAUGAGCGACAAUUUUGCACUGAAUUUGAUCUUCCUGCUGCUCUUCGCUGGCUUCGAGACAACGUCGUCCGGGAUAACUGCUGCAAUCAAGUUUCUGACAGACAAUCCCAAGGCCUUGCAAGAACUAACGGACGAACAUGAGAACAUUCGGAAAAGAAGGGCAAGUCCUGAUGCUGAAAUCACAUGGGAGGAAUACAAAUCCAUGAAAUUUACAUCUUGUGUCAUACACGAGUCAUUAAGAAUGGCCAAUAUUGCUCCAUUAUUAUUUAAGAAAGCAAGAGAGGAUGUUCACAUAAAAGCUUACACUAUCCCAAAAGGAUCAAAGGUCAUGGUUUGUCCUUCCAUUGUUCACCUUAAUCCUACUAUUUAUGAGGACCCCAAUGUAUUCAACCCUUGGAGGUGGAAGGAAAUUGCCGAGCCACUUGGUGGAGCCUCCAAAGACUUCAUGGCCUUCGGAGGAGGUUUGCGAUUAUGUGUUGGUGCUGAGUUUGCUAAGUUGCAAAUGGCUAUUUUCCUCCAUUCCUUAGUUACUAAAUACAGGUGGAAAGCGAUUAAGGGGGGCAUCAUGGUGCUUUCUCCAGGGCUACGGUUUCCUGAUGGUUUUCACAUCCAGCUUAUCCACAAAUCUUGACAAAUUUAUUAUUCAACAAAACAAUGCUUUGUAGACAUAUAUAGUUUUUACUUAAUUAUGUGUUCAUGUAUGUCUGGGUUUGUAAUGUGGUCAUUGAACAUAAGGUCAUCUCGAAUAAAUUAAUAUAGACAUAUGUAAGAGGUACAUGAGAAAAACAUAUAAUAUGUGUAGGUAUGGUUAAUACCUACACAUUAUAUAUGUUGUACUAUGUUUCCUACAUUAGUUACAACAUGCAAAAAUACUUUUUC